CGCCAUCUCUCGUUUACCUGCUCAUGGUCGUCCGACCUAAAGAGCUUAGAACUCAGGAGUCAGAACACGCGAAUUAGGGUACGAUCUUCCUGACCCAGUUAUAGGGUACUCGUCGUGAUCUCUCUAUGAGCGACACUGCGAACAAGCUGAAUGCCGUUCAAUUGGCUCUCGGAUUUGUCGUUUAGUUGGUUGUGUCGCAGACGGUCAGGGCCCGAUCGAGCUGAAUCCCCUCGCUUCGGUGCAGCUGCAGUUUUUUUAAGGAAAGGAAGCGACAGCGCGACAAGAUCGUAAAUUUCGGACAGGAUCAUGAUAGAAAAUUCGCGUUUUCUAAAUACCUAACGUAUAGCCAUUCGCAGAGAAUAAUCUACAGUGACUGAUCGGCAGUGACUGAUCGACAGUGAUUGAUCUACAGAGAAUUAUCCAUAGUGACUGAUAAAGGAAUUGGUUGACAGAACAGCUCGUGCUGGCGACGAUGCGACCAGCUCGUGCAUCCCCAGGUACCAGAGACCCUGUGAAAGUAAAUCUGUUUUGAGACGUCCUCAAAACAGAUUUACUUUCACGAGAUCAGCUCGUGUAUAACGCCUCGCUACCCACUGGGUCAAAACGAGGUUACCCAGAGGCGCAGUGGAAUGCGUUUCUACAUUCUAGGGUAAUUCCGUCCGCAGACGUUACAUCGUGUAUCCCUAGGAUCCAGAACCCCUCAAGUCCAGCACCAGCGCUGAAAGCAUUUGAGCGUACGCCACGCUACAGCUGUAGGUGAUUUUUGAGAGCUCUCAGAAAGCUACCCAUCGGAAAGACAACGGACACUGGAGAUUCGAGCACGUCAGCGGGCCGAGCCGUUGAAGCGCCAUUGAACCAGCCGUGCUAUGAUCCCAAGUGCUAGAUGUUUAGUUUUGAGCCGUCUCAAAAGCUCCAUUGAACCAGCCGUGACAUGAUCCCAAGACCAGCGGCCGAUGAUCUCGAGAGCAGCAGCGGCCCAUGGUGACCGUCAAGCACAAGGAAGCGGUUCACCGCGUGACCUCAGACCACUCCCCUAACCUCCACCAAACCUCCCAUUCCCAAACCUCCCACUCCCAAACCUCCCACUCCCAAACCUCCCACUCCCAAACCUCCCACCAUUCCCACCUAAUCCCCCCUUCCCAUCCGCACCAUUCCUCCCUCACCCACCACUCACCCCUCUACCAACCCUCCCCUCUCCAGCACGCUCCGCAACAGGCGCUCGCGGCGCAUCCCGCGGACGCCGAUCCCAGCCCGCACUCCGCUCUACAGUCGACUCCUAAGUCGCCUCUCUCCGCGCGCCAUCGCCGCCGGCAGCAUUCCGCGCCGCACUCCGGCCCUGACGCCCUCCUGUCCACCGGCCGGCUGCUACUAUUGCUAGCGAUAUUAAUCGCCUUCGUGUUUCUUUACUCCGAGCUCGAGGCGCGGAUAGACCUCGAUGACGACCCGCUGGGGGAGGAGAAGAGCUUCCGGCGGGAAAACGGAAACCGUGACGGAAACGGUAACGGUAACGGCAACGGAGGUGUGCGAGGGUCGGGAAGGUGGGGGUUGGCAGAAGGGUCGGAGGAGCAAUGGCAGCAGAGAGGGGUGGCGGAUUUUGCGGAUCAGAGCGUAUCGGACCUUCUAAGCGCGGUGAUGGAGGAGGGGAGAAAGGGGGGAGGCGAUAACGGGGAUGUCAAUAGCGAGGAUGGGGACGCAGCUCAGGCCAGGGUCACUGAUCGGUGGUCCGAAGGGUCUGAUAAGCGGUCUGAUAAGCGGUCUGAAACGGGGUCUUAUAAGCAGAUUUUUGGGGUUGGCACGAGUUUAGAGGAGCGGCGCAGGUUGCUUCUAUUGGAGCGGGACCAUAGAGGGGUUCUGGCGGUGUCUCACCAUAAGCACACGGGCUUACACGGUGAUGCCAGCAGCAGCGGUGCGAGCAACAGCAGCAGCAGCAGCAGCGGCAACGGCAGAGGCAGCGGCGGCGGCGGCGGCGGCGGCGGCAGUGGCGGCGGGAGAAGUGGAAGCAGCAGCAGAGGCGGUGCGAGAGCCGAUAGCGGGGGCGGCGAGGAGGAGGAGGAGGAGGGGGAGGUAUUCGACAUGUACGAGGCGUCCUUAGACGAGCAGGUGGCCCAGGACAUCACUAUAGUCAUCUCCGCUAAGCACACCUUCAGCUCCGCCGCCUCGCACCUCGACGCCGUCCUCCAGAACACCCCCCCCUCCCCCGUCGUGUACCUCAUAACGGACUCCAUGGAUAAUCGGUCACGGGCGCACGUGCUGAGGCGCAAGCGGGAGGCGGACGCGGGCAUGUGGCGGGGGAAUGCGGUCCUGAGGGGCACCCCCGGCGCGGACGGCACCCUGCAGUACCAGCAGCAGCAGGAGCGGCGGAUGGUGGUGAAAGACGUGGGACGGAACGUGAGCGGGUACGCGAGCGGGUUUGCCAUGCGGAACGCGUCGGUGGAGCUGAUUAAGACUAAGUACGCGCUGUUUAUCUUCUCCGACGUGUUCCCGUUAGGGCACCGGUGGCUGCAGAAGCUGUAUAUGUUUGCGGAGGCGAGGGGCGGGGAGGGCGUUAUCUUCCUGCCGUUUUUGUGGGAGCAGUCCGGGGGAGGCUCGGCCCCGACCUUCAAGGGGAUGAUGUCCCUGGAUGGGAUCGUGGAAGGGGGGGGAGGCGGAGGGGGGGGUGGGGAUGGGGGAGGGGGAGUGGGAGGAGAGGGAAGUGGUGAAGGAGGGGUUGAGGGGGACGAGAGUAGCCGCGGUAGCGGCAGCAGUAGCGGCAGCAGCAGCAGCAGUGGCAGCAGCGGCAGGGAGCUAGGGCACGCAAGGCGGUCACACACAGGGAGCCGGUGCAAGGCGGAGCACGAGAGCAUGCGGCUGCACGCAGCCUUCGGGGCCGACAUGAUACUAGACGACUUCAGCAACGACGGGAAGCUCUACCCACAGCCCAUCGAGGACCCGGAGGUCGCCGCGGCUCUCGAUCCCACGCUGCUAGAACCGAGAGAAUCGACGGUGGGGAUUGAGGAUCACUGUAUGCUGGUGCGGCAUACUUUCCUGCAGGAGGCUCAGGUGUUUGAUCCCCAGGUGGGGUAUACGAGACAGGAUCUAGAUAUAGCGCUCACCACCCGGUAUUUUAAUUACAAGGCGUUUCUCGUGCCGCAGUCGGUGGUGGUGUACCACCACCCGUCCACGAGCAUACGCACGAGUGACCUGGUGUAUUUUGCCAGUCAGAGCAGUGAUGACGUGUGCACGGCGAACCAGGUGUUUCUGCGGCACAAGUGGGGGGUCAUUGUGGGGCAGUGGUGCCGGGGGUUUGUGGACGCGUCUCUGAGGAGUCUGCUGUGGGUGGCGGAGGGGGACGCGGGGAAGGACAUGCGCGCCCAGGUGGAGGCGGAAGGUCGUGGUAGUGCCAGCAGCAGCAGCAGCAGCAGCAGCAACGGCACUAGCAGUAACGCCACAACAGCAUCACCAGGCACCCCCACCCCCUCUCUCAGACGCAGCCGCAGAUUCUUCCUCCCACCCUCCCAGAGCGAGCAAGCCCGCCUCAUCCUCGCAUUUUUCUCCCUCACCGGCUUCAACCGCUUCCAAAUGCGUCAUCUUCCCUCCUGGGGCGACCUCCCCCCCGCCCCCUCCGUGCCCUGCCUUGUCAGGGAUAAGUCUGUGUGUGACUCCGCCAUCCCCUGGAUGGCUGCUGCUAGCGGGUUUGUACCCGCUGUAGACAGACUCGGCUCUCUGCACGAGCUUCUAGAGGAGUAUGGGAGAAUGCCGAGGGGGGGGAGGGGGUUAGGAGGGGGAGGAGGGAGGGGGGUGGCGGAGGAAGAAUGGGAGAGGGAGAAUGCGAGAAGGAAGGAGCAGGGGAAGGGGAAGGGGAAGGGGAAGGGGAAGGGGAAGGGGAAGGGGAAGGGGGCGGAGGAGGCGAAGAAGAAGGGGAAGAAGGGCGGUGGUGAGAAAGGUGGUGGGGGUAAGGGCAUGUUGAAAGGAGGCAGGAGGCGGUUGCUUGCUAACAAUAAGACAGGGGCAGGGGCAGAGACAUGGGCGGGGACUGGGCAGCAGUCUUCCCCUGUCAUGGCGCUAGUUAGAAGGGAGAGAGACGAGGACAGGCAUAGGGAGAGGGGCACAUACAGGGGCAAGGAUACAUACAGGGGGAAGGAUAGAGGCAGGGAGAGGGACACAUACAGGGGGGAGGAUAGAGGCAGGGAGAGGGGCACAUACAGGGGCAAGGAUACAUACAGGGGGAAGGAUACAUACAGGGGGAAGGAUACAUACAGGGGGAAGGAUACAGGCAGGGGGAAGGAUAGAGGCAGGGAUAGGGAUAGAGGCAGGGAUGGGAACGGCCACAGAGACCAAGGCUGGGCGCCCAACAGUUCGUUCUUGACGCGCCUCAGCAGCAUACCACAGCUGUUACGAGCCGCCGGCACGCGGCGUUUGCUAGCAACCAGCAGCAGCAGUAGCGCACCCACUGGCGACCGGCAGCUGUGGAUAGGCGACCCACCGCUCAUAGAAAGCGGCGAGCGGCGGCGGCUGCUCGCCAGCAGCAACAGCAGCAGCAGCAGUGCUCCCACUGGCGACCCACCGCUCUUAGAAAGCAACGCGCGGCGGCGGUUGCUCGCCAGCAGCAGCACCGCUCCCACGGGCGACCCGCAGCUGUGGAUAGGCCGGGUGGAGGAGUUCCCGCCUCUCCGGGUGAACCGGGUGGAGGACCUGUGGCGCGCAUCCUCUCUCCGAGAGGGUCAGCUGUUCACCGUGCGGCGCAGCCUGGUGAAGAAGAACGAGAAGCAUCCUGGAAGGAGGGCGCCAGACCUGCCGGUGCUGACGCGGAUGUACGUGCCGUUCGUGCUGGUGGAGAUGGAAAUGGAGGUGCCCAUCAUCCCUGCUGGCAGGAAUGGUAAUGGCACUGUUGGCAGUGGCAGCAGCAGCAGCAGUAGCGGUACCAGUGCCAGUGGUGGUGGUGGUGGUGGUGGUGACAGGGACAGGGACAGGGACAUUACGGGGUCUGCUGAUGGGGCUGAUGGGAUGGGUAGCAGUGCGAAGGGUAUUGCCCAGUCCUGCAUGUUCAAUGGCAUGUCGGUCGUUAUAGAAGAGAAGUGCUUCUUCCUUAAUGGGGGAGCCGCCUCAGCCAGCGGCAGCAGCACCACCACUGCCAGCAGAGGCACCCUGCUUGGCCCCCCAGGCUCCCAAGUCGGACCGGCACGCCCAUGCCUGCGCUCGGCUCGGUACUUCCGAGCCUGGAUGUACGUCCGGCACGUCGAAAUGGACCGAACGCCUCUCUUCAUGUUCGACCGCUUCCGUCGCACCCUCCGCCGGUCCCUAUCAGCCCGGAAAGGCGGGGGGUGGAUAGACGCGAAACACAUGGUGUGGCUGUCUAGAUGCCUGCGGCCGGUGGUGCGGCGGGUGCGGAUGGUGCGGUGUGUGGCGGGGACGGCUGAGCCGUGUGCUGUGGCGUGGCAGGUGGGCGCGGUGCCGGAUGCUUGGAGGCUGGUGCUGUGGGCGUGGCGGCCGCAGAGUGUGCGGACGGCGCAAGUGGCACUUAUGGAACGAGACACGCCCCCUGUUGAUGACCUUGCAGCGAAACCUCAGUGGUACUGGUGAAGAAGGAAUCAUAGGGAUGAAUGGGCUCAUUGCUAUAAAGCUGGCAAAAUCCUCUUCACCAUAUGAAAUUUGUUUGUUCUAGUUGGUGUUAUUUUUAUGAAGUGAUUGUAUCGUAAAGUAUAUUCACCGCGACA
This is a messenger RNA of Closterium sp. NIES-67, 5693 nucleotides long. The record is from the annotation of a GenBank genome assembly. NCBI's taxonomy places the organism in Eukaryota, Viridiplantae, Streptophyta, Zygnematophyceae, Desmidiales, Closteriaceae.